Molecule: messenger RNA, 3813 nt
Organism: Chanos chanos (milkfish)
Lineage: Eukaryota; Metazoa; Chordata; Actinopteri; Gonorynchiformes; Chanidae
Gene: mapk8ip2
Product: mitogen-activated protein kinase 8 interacting protein 2
Exons: 13
Coding region: 1-3813 (1270 amino acids)
Biological process (GO): JNK cascade; regulation of JNK cascade
Cellular component (GO): cytoplasm
Molecular function (GO): JUN kinase binding; MAP kinase scaffold activity
Source: RefSeq, a predicted model, not a curated record
AUGGCGGACAGGACAGAGAUGUUUUCUCUCUCCACCUUCCACUCCCUCUCUCCUCCGGGAUGCAGGCCAGCCCAUGAUAUCAGCCUGGAGGAGUUUGAUGAUGAAGAUUUGUCUGAGAUCACUGAUGACUGCGGCAUCGGCCUGAACUAUGACUCUGACCCCUAUGACAAGGACUGUUUGAUCCUGGAGAAGAAUGAAUUCCACCACCCAGUGUGUUCUUUCCAAGAUGAUUUCCAGGAGUUUGAGAUGAUUGAUGAUGAAGAUGAGGAUGAUGAUGCUGAAGAGGAGGAAGAAGCAGAUCCUGAUGCUCCACCGUCACCCUCCGCCUCCCCUCCACCCUCCCCCACUCUGGGCUCACUCAAGAGUCGUCCCACCACCCUGAACCUCGCUACCACAGUGUCACAGGACUCCUUGAACAACAACAGUAGUGUGUCUCCACGAAAGUCCAGCUGGCAGGAUUCCCUGCGUAAUUCCACCACACAGGGCCGUUCUUCUCCGACCCACUCCUGCCUGGAGGACGGCACCCACGUGACCGGCUCGUGCCCUGGGGCUCCUGGCAGUGGCGCCCCUGCCAAAGGUACUCCCCCAAACCCGGCCGGGCACAGCGGGCACAAUCAGUCGCCCGGCAGACCCCUGCUAUACGACUUUGAGGGGAACAGGCGUGAGCGUCCUGAAUACGGCUCCUUUGGGCAGCAUAACAGUGGUGUCAGUGAGGUAGCCGAAGUGAAUCCCCCGGAGGAAGCCCCCACUAUGGGAGAACCAGUCCCCCCAGUCGACGACUGCACCUCCCAGUGCUCCGACACAGAGGUGGAUCACGACCUCCACGCCAGCCAUGCCAAACGACGGCCCUGCCGCUCCCGGCCGGCCAACGACACAUACACCAUCACCACAGAGACGGCCGACGACCCGGAGAUGGAGAAUGAUCUGACUCUAGAUGGCACCAGUAAGUGCCUGUCAUCCACCGCACCCCUUGGCAACGACGCAGAAACGCCGCUGUCUGACGAGGAGCUGGACAAAGAGUUUGAUAUUGACUUCAUGAGCAAGGACACCUACGAUCAGGCCUGCAAGGACCCUGACGGUUCCUCUUACGUCGAGUUCCCCUGUAUUGAACCUGCAGAGCCUGCCUCUUUCUCCAGUUAUGUGUCGUCCAGUAGAUCAGAUGUACUGGAAACAGUGGAUGAACCUCGCAGGAACGCUCAGGGCCAACCGCCAGCCGCCGAAUCCAACGACACGUCCUCGCCAUCCUCUGACCCUGGCAUCGCAGACAUGAACGCCAAACGCUACGCCGAAUCUGACCGCCACAGCGACAACCUCAGCUCCCCCGGGUCGGACUCAGAUAUCGAGGGUGAACUGGAGGCAGCGUUCGCCUGCGGUGGCCCACUGGUCAGUAACAUGAUCUCGUCCAUCUCAGAGACCGAACUGGACCUGACGAGCGAGUCCAGCAGCGGUCGGUCCUCCCACCUCACCAACUCCAUCGAGGAGGCCAGCUCUCCGACCUCCGACCCCGAACUGGAUCAGGAACUGGAUGUGGAGCAGGACAGUGGUAUUGUGGGCCUGAAAGCAUCCCUGCUUCUGGGCCAAACGGAACCCAUCAAACAGGAAUCCUCACCCAUCCUGGAGAGUGGCCAGGACAUUCAGCCCCUGGAUGACGGACAGGCUCUGAUGGGUUUGCAGAACGUGGACGACGAGCUAAGCUACGAGCACCAGGCUGACCCAGAUGAAACGCUGCCCCCUGCUGUCCCCUGUCAGGACAGCGCCACGCAACAGCUGCUUCUGCAGAUCGAGCCGGACCACAGCCUGGAGAGCUUCAAACGCUCCUUCUACUUGCCUGUUGGCCCCAAGCUCAUGCCGUCCAUCGACGACUACGACGGCAACAGCGAGGGAGACUCAGAGUCUGAGUCAGAGGAUGAGCUCAGCGAGAACUCUGACUCACCCUGGUUGCUUAGCAACCUGGUGAACAAGAUGAUCUCAGAGGGUUCUUAUCCAAUCAGCUGUCCGGAAGAGUGCCUCAAACGCUCUGCCUCCAUUUCUGACACCAUCUCACCUUCUUCUGACAUAGAGGGAGAGGCCUUCACUGAACAAGUCAGCCACAGAGAACAAACACAGAAACCCACCGAAGACGCGCCAGACCAGCUCUCUGAGAGUUCAGGCACAAAGACCGGGGUAGAGGACAAGGAGGAGAGGGAGAACUGUGGAUAUGGAGAGGAAGGAGAGGAGGAGAAUGAGAGGCUCGGUUCCUGUCUGUACAUGAGUAACCCCACUAACGACACCAUCACGCCUGUCUGUAUGGAACGGUACGAAGCCAGAACCGCCAGCUCGGCCACCGACCGAGACUCGUGUGACAUCGUUCCUCUGAAGUCACUGAAAAAUGUUCUCAGAGAGGCAGAGGAAGAGGAGGAACCCAACAACGACCUAAUGAUGGAGAGGAUGAAGGACCUUGACUCCCCAAGCUUGAGCGAGAGCGUCGUCAGCGACAAGGACGAGGGGCGGGAGACGAAGGCGGAGCCGAUGUCUCUGCAGCAAAUCACGAAGGUGAAGAACAGUCUGACGCUGGACAUCCCCACGGCACAGACCAAUCGCUGCUUCAGCCUCACGUACUCCACCGACAACGAUGAGGACGACGAACAGGACCCCUCGCCGUUCCUGGAAUCGCCGCACAAAUCGCCCUACGGUCCCACCGAUGCCUAUCUGGACAGCUCGCCGCCCAUCGACGAGAGCGUCCGGGAGAUAAGGUCGACGGCAUUUGACCCCGCGCACGUGAGGCCGGUGGAUGACUCUCUGGCGUAUGACUCGAUGAAAUACACGCUGGUGGUGGACGAGAACACCACCCUGGAGCUGGUCAGUCUGAAACGCUGCAGCUCUGUGCUGAGUGAGGACAGCGACGGACUCUCCACGAUCUGUGACGAAGAGGCGCAAGAGGAGGUGGAGGAGGAGAUGGAGGGUUACAGGGGGAGUCAGAUGGACGGAAGCGUGCGGUCAAAUCUGCUGCUGAGCUCUUCGUCUGAGGAAGACUCAUCCCCUGAGGCAGACCUGCCCUUCUCCAAGAAAUUCCUGAAUGUGUUUGUCAAUAGUACGUCACGAUCCUCCAGCACAGAAUCCUUUGGACUUUUCUCCUGCACAAUAAACGGAGAGGAGAGAGAUCAGACUCACAGAGCAGUGUUCAGGUUUAUACCGCGGCAUGCGGAUGAGCUGGAGCUGGACGUUGACGACCCGUUGUUUGUGGAGGAAGAGGAGGAUGACUACUGGUAUCGGGGUUACAACAUGCGCACGGGAGCCAGGGGCAUCUUCCCUGCCUACUACGCCCAUGAGGUCAUCAGCCAACCCAAAGACCUGAUAGGUAUGAGGAGGAACCCAGCCUGGAUGGAGAGUUUCACUGUGCAGUUCCUGGGCUCUGUGGAGGUGCCGUAUCACCAGGGCAACGGGAUCCUCUGUGCUGCCAUGCAGAAGAUUGCCCUGGCGAGGAAGAGGACGGUCCACGUGCGUCCGCCGUCCCUGUGUGAGCUGGAGAUCAGCCUCCAGGGAGUCAAACUUAUCAUGAGUCUGGAAGAGGACUAUGACCUGUCAGAGGAGUUUGACAGAUGCAGUCACUUCUUCCAGAUGAAGAACAUUUCUUUUUGUGGUUGCCAUCCGAAAAACAGCUGCUAUUUUGGCUUCAUCACUAAACACCCGAUGCUCAGUCGCUUCGCCUGUCACGUGUUCGUCUCCCAGGAGACAAUGCGGCCCGUGGCUGAGUGUGUCGGACGGGCAUUCCAGGAGUACUAUCAGGAGCAUUUGGAGUAUGCCUGCCCAACUGAGGAUAUCUACCUAGAGUAA